This is a messenger RNA of Penicillium odoratum, 3888 nucleotides long. Its product is annotated as ankyrin repeat domain-containing protein. NCBI's taxonomy places the organism in Eukaryota, Fungi, Ascomycota, Eurotiomycetes, Eurotiales, Aspergillaceae. Gene Ontology annotation, molecular function: protein binding. The transcript has a single exon. The record is from RefSeq and is a predicted model, not a curated record. The coding region runs from base 1 to 3888 and encodes 1295 amino acids.
AUGGCUGGGCCGCCCGAACUGGCGCCCGAUAUUUCAACAGAUUCCCUCGUUUCGAUUAAGAGCCUUGUCAAUGCCCCUGUUGACGAGGCUCAUAAUCUCACAUCAGAUGCUCGUCGAGCUCCUGCUCCUGGGACCGUACACUCUGAUCUCGAUAUAUCUCUCCUGAAUGCAGUCCAUCAAAAUAAUCAGGAUGAUAUUAAGGAGUUCUUGAGACAGGGAGCGGAUAUCAACGUCACGGGGGAAGACAGCCUGACACCGCUCCACAUUGCGUCCCGUGAGGGCUUUGUUGAAGUAGUCAAGCUACUCCUUCACCACAAGGAUUUGCAGAACCCCGCCAAAUUCGAGGCCGCAACCUCCUAUUUUGGAGAGACGGCCCUUCAUUUGGCAUCUGAAAAUGGUCAUGUGGACGUAGUCAAGGUGCUACUUGACCGCAAGACUUCGGACAACCUCGCCACUAUUGAGGCUAGAACCAAUUUUGGAGAGACUGCUCUUCAUUUGGCAUCUGAGAGUGGUCAUGAGGACGUAGUCAAGGUGCUACUUGACCGCAUGACUUUGGAUAACCCUGCCGAUAUUGAGGCCAGAAAUAUAGGAGGCGAAACAGCCCUUCAUUUGGCAUCUAAGAAGGGUAAUUUGGACGUAGUCAAGAUCCUACUUGACCGCAAUGCUUUGCAAAAACCCGCCAAUAUCGAGGCCCAAAACGAAUCAGAGGAAACACCUCUUCAUUUGGCAUCUGAGAGUGGUCAUGAGGACGUAGUUAAGGUGCUACUUGACCGCAUGACUUUGGAUAACCCUGCCGAUAUUGAGGCCAAAAAUGAAGGAGGCGAAACGGCCCUUCAUUUGGCAUCUAAGAAGGGUAAUGUGAACGUAGUCAAGGUGCUACUUGACCGCAAGGCUUUGCAGAAACCCGCCAAUAUUGAGGCCACAACCUCCUAUUUUGGAGAGACGCCUCUUCAUUUGGCAUCUGAGAAUGGACUUGCGGACGUAGUCAAGGUGCUACUUGACCGCAAUUCUUUGCAGAAACCCGCCAAUAUCGAGGCCAAAAAUGAAUCAGAGGAAACACCUCUUCAUUUGGCUUCUGAAAGGGGUAGUGUGGACGUAGUCAAAGUGCUACUUGACCGGAAGACUUUGGAUAAGCCUGCCAAUAUUGAGGCCAAAAACGAAUCAGAGGAAACACCUCUUCAUCUGGCAUCUAAGAAGGGUAAUUUGGACGUAGUCAAGAUGCUACUUGACCGCAAGACUUUGGACAACCCUGCCAAUAUUGAGGCCAAAAACAAUUUAGGUGAAACGGCUCUUCAUUUGGCAUCUGAGAGUGGUCAUGCGGACGUAGUCAAAGUGCUACUUGACCGGAAGACUUUGGAUAAGCCUGCCGAUAUUGGGUCCAAAAACGAAUCUGGCGAAACGGCCCUUCAUAUGGCAUCUAGGAAUGGAAGAGUCGAAGUCGUCUCGGUUUUACUCGACGCCGGCGCUCGGAUCAAUGAAAAAGACCAAUUCGCUUGGACCCCCAUGCAUGAGGCAGCGAACAAGGGAAAGCUUGAAGUGGUCCGUCUCCUACGCGAAAAAGGGGCAGAUCUUGAUGUGAGAACGACUACCGAGGAAAAGACACCUCUCCUGAUGGCGAUUUCUGAACAACAUGUGAGGGUGGUCGAUGCUCUGCUGGAAUCAAAUGUUGCAGUUAAUACGCCUUCCAACCACUAUACGCCCUUGACAAUGGCGUGCCAAUAUGGUCCAGAUGAGCUAGUUGAAAUCCUGCUAGACCAUGGUGCAGAUGUGACUCUCACAGAUCCGGCAGAAUGGCAGCCUCUUCAUGUUGCUUGUCGAUACUCUACUGCGGCUAGAGUGAAGAUGAUUUUAGAGAGAAACCCGCCUAUCGAUGUCAAAACUGACGAUGGAUGGGCUCCACUACAUCUUGCGGCUCGAUAUGGCAACGCAGAAAUGGUGGGGAUGAUUUUGAAGAAAGGACCGGAGAUAAAUACCAUUGAUCCCGGCGGCUGGACUCCACUUCAUCUUGCAGCUGAAAAUGAAAAUGACGAUCCAGAGAUAGUGAGAAUGCUUUUGGAGAAAGAACCGGAUAUUAAUAUCGUUGAUGACGACGACCAGACUCCACUUCAUGCCGCAGCUCGAUAUGGCAACGCAGAGGUAAUGAGGACGAUUUUAGAGAAAGCACCGGAUAUAAAUGCUGUUGAUAACAACGGCCGGACCUCACUUCAUUUCGCAGCUCGAUAUGGCGGACAAGAGAUAGUGAGAAUGAUUUUGGAGAAAGAUCCGAAUAUAAAUACCACUGAUAACCGUGGCCAGACUCCACUUCAUGUCGCAGUACGAUAUGGCAACGCAGCGACAGUGACGAUGAUUUUGGAGAAGAGACCGGAGAUAAAUGCCGUUGAUAACGACGGCUGGACAGCUCUGCACAAAGUCCCCCCAUGUGAUGCAGUUGAUGACCGAGCAUCUAUUGCGGAACUUUUAAUCCGGAAGGGGGCAAAUUUUCUUGUGACCAAGGGUGAAAACCUUACGCCGUUGCAUGUAGCCUGUGAGAAUGGAUGCAUUGAUGUUGUUGAAGUAUUUCUGAAGCACGCUAACUCGUAUGAUAUCAAUGCGCGUGAGGAGAAAGGAUGGACAGCCCUCCAUAUUGCCGCCAACAACGGGUUCGGAAAAGUCGUGGAACUGCUUCUUAGAAAUGGGGUAUCAUUUGACCUCGAAACGGAGGUUAAAAAGAAGACGCCAUUGGCUCUAUCCAUUGAGCACUUAAAUGCAUUUUCGGCCGAGUGUUUUAAAGAUCAGCAGACACAACAGACAUCUGAGCCUACAUCUGAGCAAAGUACCGAUCGAGCAACCGAAGAGUCCAUAGGGGAAGAGGAAAGUCAGACCGAGCAGCAGGCCGAAAAGGAAUCUCUCAAGGACUGCGAGCUUGCAAUUCGACUUCUGGCCCAAAGAAAAGUCGACAUCAUUCCAGCAAUGGCAUCUAUUCGAGAUUUAAAUUCUGAGAAUGGACUGGAACUUGCCAUUGAGAUCUUGACGAGUGUUGAUAAUUUCGGGAAAGAAGCAGACUGGGAACAUCAGACAAGGCUUAUUUGGCGUGCCAUGCGACCCAAGGAGCAUGAAAGUCUGCGUUCGCAGCUCGAGACCAACACUCCUGAUACCAACACGAAACCAGAGACUGUUUUGCAAUGGGCGGCCUAUCAUGGCAACUUUUCUGUUGUGUGGUGGAUUUUUCAAAAGACUGAUCCACCCCAAGAAGACCGGGCCAAGGCUAUUAAAAUUGUUAAGGAAAGGCUCAACAGCAUUGACAAGAGGAAGCCCAAAGAGUUGUCGAAUGUCAACAGAGAUGGAGUGAAAGAGCAACAGGCAAUCGGACAAUCCAACAAAAAGGGACAAGAAACCACUAAGGUAGCAGAGAAGUCGAAAGACAAAUCCCACGUUUCUGGUCAGGCCAAGAGUAAAGAGGCGCCGGACCAGCAUGGCCUCUCGACAGACGAAAAGGAUCGCUAUUCACACACUUUGGAUAUUCUGCAUGAUCCACCAUUGGGCAUUGGGGCAACGAAAGAAAAAGGCGAGUGUGAAAUACCAGAAUUGAAGGACAUUGCCAGAGAGAAGGUUACCCAGAAGCGCAAGGCAACGAUUGUGAACUUUUAUAGACAUGAUGGGCGCGUGGAUCUUCUCCGACGAUCAUCUGAUCUACGUGACGUUAUCUACAACAAGGAGAAGGAUGGCCCAGUAAGCUUUAUGGAGAGGACGGCAGAUGUUCUCAAGUCAAUUGGAUUGGAGGGGAGGGUAUAUGAGAAGGAAAAUCUCACAAUGCGAUGGGUGCACCUCCCGGCGAACAAUGUGAGUGAUUUCCAUAUCGAUCGAUUACUUGCGAUCAACAUGACUGACCGUGUGAUAAAAAUCUUCUAG